This is a messenger RNA of Cordyceps fumosorosea ARSEF 2679, 1797 nucleotides long. RefSeq names its product Pfs, NACHT and Ankyrin domain protein. The record is from RefSeq and is a predicted model, not a curated record. Lineage: Eukaryota; Fungi; Ascomycota; Sordariomycetes; Hypocreales; Cordycipitaceae. The transcript is spliced from 2 exons. Gene Ontology annotation, molecular function: catalytic activity. Gene Ontology annotation, biological process: nucleoside metabolic process. Bases 1 to 1797 code for a protein of 598 amino acids.
AUGGCGUCCCGUAUAGUCCUCGAUAGCCCCGACGUCUACGUAGUCGCCUGGAUCGCUGCACUUUUUAUUGAACGGGCGGCUGCAGAAGCGAUGCUGGAUGAGGAACAUGCGGCCCCCGCUAGCUUCACUAGACACCGAACCGACACGAACGUUUAUACUUGGGGUCGCAUAGGAGAGCAUAACAUCGUCAUUGCUUCCCUUCCCGCAGGCGUCUAUGGAACCACCUCGGCUGCGACUACAGCUUCGAACCUGCUUGCUUCUCUGCCAUCCAUUCGGAUUGGUCUUUUGGUCGGCAUAGGCGGCGGCAUCGCUCGACCGGAUGAGGACCACGAUAUCCGGCUCGGCGACGUUGUCGUGAGCCAGCCGGAUGGGACCACCGGCGGCGUCUGCCAGUACGAUUUGAUCAAAGCAAAGGCUGGUGACAGACGCGAGCGCCAAGGCUUCCUCGGACGGCCUCCAACAGUCCUCCUCAAUGCGCUUGCCAGCAUCCAGGCCGAGCACGAGCGGAAAGACUCCAAGAUCCCCCACUUACUGCAAGCGAUGCUGGAGAAGAACCCAAAGAUGGGUAAAAGAUUCAAGAAAAAUCCUGGUUAUACUAAUCAGGGCUUCGAGAACGACCACCUUUUUAGAGUGGCAAGCAGCCACGUCCCCGGGCCGGACUGUCGGGGCUGUGAUACGGCGGACGAGGUGCAGCGUGAUCCCCGGGACACGACCGACCCCUACAUUCACUACGGGAUCAUUGCAUCCGGCAACACACUUGUCAAGGACGCCGCUGCGCGCGAUCGAUUAUUCGCCCAUGUCGGGGAGGAUUGCAUCUGCUUUGAGAUGGAAGCUGCCGGCCUGAUGAACCAUUUUCCCUGUCUCGUGAUCCGAGGAAUUUGCGACUAUGCCGAUUCUCACCAAAACGAUCGAUGGCAAUGCUACGCCUCAGCCACCGCCGCGGCAUAUGCUAAGGAGCUCCUGGGCUACGUGCCGGGCGCGGAGGUUCUAGAGACGAGGCGGGCCUUGGAAGUGCUUCAGUCAGGCUGGCUUCGCCCCCCAGAUCCUUCUACAAAUGCCAACUACGCGAGAGCUCUUCGUCUUGAGGGAACGGACACGUGGCUCCUGGAAGCCCCUGCUUUCCAGUCGUGGCUCUCGGGAUCGAGGCGAAAUGUUUGGCUGCGCGGACUUGCAGGAUGUGGAAAAACAGUUCUCAGUGCGGCUGUAUUAGAUCAUCUUGGCAAGGUCUCCGGCGGUCUCGUCUUCAGCUUCUUCUUCAACUUUGACAAUAGGACAAAGCAGACAGUGGACGGCAUGUUACGGUCGCUUACGUUUCAACUUUACCAAGCUGGUCUUGGCCUUGCAGAUCUUCUCGACGCCUCGUUUCAAGCACACCAGGAUGGUAAGCACCAACCUACCACCAAGGCGCUCGAAGACGUUGUGUUCAAGAUGCUUGCAGUCUCGAACAAAUGCUUCAUUGUUCUGGAUGCCUUGGACGAAUCUACUACGCAGCGUGAAGUUCUCCUGUGGAUGGAGAAUGUAGUGUCCAGACAAGAGUUGGGCAAUGUUCAGCUGAUUUGUACCGGCCGACCUGAAUCCGAGUUUUUGCGCGGCAUUCCUCGUUUGUUUGGGCAAGAAAACUGCUUUGCCUUGGACAAGCAGGCCGUCAACGCCGACAUUCGAUCGUGGGUUACAGUACAGCUUUCUCAACGAGCUGAUUUCCAAAACAAGUCUUUGUCCGAGGACGUCGUCGAGCGCAUCACGAAGAUGGUUGGGGAUGGAGCGGACGGAAUGUUAGAUACUGCCGCGUUUGAUUAA